AUGUUCACUGGUCAUUUUCCAGAAUCUGUAUUAACUACACAAUGUGGCCAUUUGUUUCAUUCAGAAUGUAUUCUACUGUGUUUAAACAGGUACCUACUAUUUGCAUUAAAUUAUUUUUUAAACAUUAAUCAUACAAACUAUUGAGAUACUUAAAAUUUUAUGCUAUGAUAUUUCAAGUCUGAAUUACUCAUACAUUGAGCAUAAUCUAUCCUCAAUUUAUUGACAUUUGUUCAUUAACACCAUUUAUUGUAAAUACCUAUUUCUUUAAAAUUAACAGACAAUCAUUAUACAACUAUUUAUUUCUUAUUUGGAUUUUAUUGUAUCAAUACUAUCAAUAUACUAUACAAUUAAUUAUAUUAAUAUUUUGUAUGUCUUUUUAGUUCAUCCAAAUGCCCUUUUUGUUCAUUACACGUUAAAAAAAACCAAUUGGUGAAAUUACAUUUUGUUAUCGAUUCAAAUUGGAAAAAUAUUGCAGCCUCUUUAAAAAAUAAGGUAGAUAUUUAGUUUUAAUUAUUUAUUAAUUUUUUUUUUUAAUGCAUAAAUAAAUAAUUAUAUAAAACCAAGUAUUAAAUGACAAAUAUAUAAUACUAGACAUUAAACAAUAAAAACUUGUUACUCAGAAAUAAUACAAUUUAUAUUUAAUAAAGAAAAAUAAAAACCUGGAAAUUAUAACAGUUUAAAAUGAAAAAAAUAUUAUAAAAUGUAUUAAUGUUAAAACUUAUUUAUUUGAACAUCAUCAAAUUUUAACUAAAAAUUAAUUUAAAAAGAAAUAUAUAUUUAGAGUUUGUGAAAAUUAAUAUUCAAAUGCAUUUUCCGUUUUAAUGUAAAUACUGUAUAAAUCUAUUAUGAUAAUUUAUUAAUACAUUUUUGUUUUUUCAGACUGAUGCUAGCAUCAUUAAUUUGGAUGAAACAAUGAACAUUUCAUUAAAUAAUGAACAAUAUACUGAGUCACUUAACAAAUCAAUUGAUGAACUACAAACUGGAAACUUAAAAGACUUUGAUAAAUUGAAUGAGAACAAUGAGAACAAUUUGAGUCUUAUUGAAGUUGAUUUUGGUUUAACUUCUGAAGCGCAUGGUUUUAAUAAAAACGUUGGUAUAAACAAACAAAUCGUACACAACUCACAUAAUUCCAAUACAAAAGUAUUAUUAACCACAUCGGUGUUUGGCUUAACAUUGUCUAAAAUUAUAAACAAUUUCAUUUUAAUUUUGAAUGCAAUCAUACCUAACUCGAAAAUACAGAAGCGUUUAUUCAUAUCUGAAUCAAAUUUAAUAGAGGCUGCAAUGAAUGAAAGUUUUACCCAUAUAUGUAUAAUAAUUAUGCAUCAAGGAUUUCCCACCGAUUUAUGUUUUUUGAAUUUAUUGGAAAAUAAAAAACAUAUUGUCUCAUUAAGUUCAUUUAAAUGUGUAUGUAAUGAAUAUAUUUUUGACAAAAUUAAAACUCCACAACUAUUGAUAACAAAAUAUGAUAAAUUAAGUAAACCUCAAGAAUUUAUUUUAGAUUAUAUUUCUGCAAUUUUUCAAAAACAGUUCGAAACUCCUAAGGUCAAUGAUAUCAGUAUUACAUUUUGUGAUGACGGUAAACAAAUUAAAUUUAAAUAUAGUCCUGGUGGUCUUAGUUUCAAUAUGUGUCCAAUGACAUUCUUUUGA
Messenger RNA from Cinara cedri, 1647 nucleotides. The record is from the annotation of a GenBank genome assembly. Lineage: Eukaryota; Metazoa; Arthropoda; Insecta; Hemiptera; Aphididae.